AUGGAAGAUACAAGCUUACAAGUGGUAAUUCGUGGAGAUGCAAGUGAAGCGCUGCGCUUGAGAAGACGGCAAAAGGAGGAGGUUGAGGAGAAGGAAAGAAGCGACGAUGAAGAAGCCAGUGACAAUGAUGAACGACAUAGUGUUGUGACUGAUCGCCUUGAAUUGAACAAAAAAGUAGUGACUCAGCCACAUCCAAUUUAUUUGAAGAUCGAUAUAGCAUGUCAGGAUGAUGUGAAGGUUGCUUUGAAAUUGUUCUACCUGCCAGAGUUGCGAGUAACGUGCAUGAAGUACAAAGUAACUGGAAAAUUGCCCACUCAUGGUGGUGUAUCCGCACAUGAAAACCUGCUUGAUUCCCUGUUCCCUGGCGAUGAUGGAACGGAAUGCCCUAAUCCCAUUGGAGCAGCGAAAUUGGCUCAAUUAAAGAUCGGUGUAGAUUCAUUCGCCAAUAAGUAUGGCCGCCCAUACCGCUUUGUGCAGGCGUUGACAGGAUCAGCUUCGCUAACUGGCGGAGAUCCACCAUCGAAAGCCGACAUAAGUGGCGUACAAUUGGCUGAUGUCCUACAUGAUGUUGUGAGAGCUAUUCGCGAUCGUGUUGGGGCGCGCGUGAAACUCGUCCAAUCUUCACCUAUGGACGCUAUACGGUCAUUUGAUGUGCCGUUAAAGAUGGUGACACAGAUUGCCUCCUUCAAGAUGAUCGAUGAAGAAACGUUCAUGUCAUCCGUGACGCCGAAUCUGAGGAUGCUUGCGACUCGAGAGAAAGGAGCGUUCUUCUUUUUAGCAGUUUUGGUGAAUAAACUAUCGGAUCUCAAAAUUCACGCCCAUAUAAUGUUACCUGUGGACUACCCCAAACAGUUACCACUUUUUGGUGUCACGGUCACAAAAAAUGGAACAAAAGAAUCACCCCAGCAAGUGUUUACGUCGGCUGAUUGCCAUAUUGUGAAGUCGCUGGAAAGGUAUAUCAAUGUCAUGACAGAAGAAAAUGUUGACCUGGAUUCUAUAUUAUUACGACAAUUGGCAUAUUUGACAAGUAGAUGCGAUGUUGUCGCCGAUCUAGUCCCUCAGUUCAACUCCGGAAGUAACACACAGUGGCAGCAUCUGUAUAGUAGAAUGUCGAGGUGA
Messenger RNA from Haemonchus placei, 1119 nucleotides. The record is from the annotation of a GenBank genome assembly. Lineage: Eukaryota; Metazoa; Nematoda; Chromadorea; Rhabditida; Trichostrongylidae.